This is a messenger RNA of Brassica rapa (field mustard), 8422 nucleotides long. Its product is annotated as dof zinc finger protein DOF1.2. Gene Ontology annotation, biological process: regulation of DNA-templated transcription. NCBI's taxonomy places the organism in Eukaryota, Viridiplantae, Streptophyta, Magnoliopsida, Brassicales, Brassicaceae. Gene Ontology annotation, molecular function: DNA-binding transcription factor activity; DNA binding. The record is from RefSeq and is a predicted model, not a curated record.
CUAGGUAGACUAACCCUUCUUCUGUAAUUAUAUCAAAAACAACAAAUGUAAAUUUGUUUGUAAAAAACAAACUGUUUUCUCCGAUUAUGAAACUGCUGAAGAUUACAAAAUUUAUAAUAUAACUCACGUGUUUUAUCCAAACCAUAUAAAAUUAAGCAAAAUAAAUUAAGAUUGCCCUGGGUCUAACUUUUGUUUUCUGUUUGGUACGGUUUGGACUAUAGUUUACAAAUAUGAUGAUGAACUUGUGCAAAAAGAAGAAGAAGAAGUUUUUACCAAAAAAAAAAAAAAUUAUAGAUUCACCCAAAUCAAUUUGGUCUUGGCUAAACCAUAACAAAACGAGGGGGAGGGGGAGCGCGUGUUUGCUCUGAAUAUGACAAAAGUAGGUAGAACUAGUGAUUUCGUUUUUGAUUAUAUUCCAGUUAGCUUUUAGAAUUAAAUUGCUUAUUUCUAUUAAGUUGAACAGAUACAUGUAACAAAAAAUAUUUUGGCAAACUCCAAGAUGAUAAGUUAAAACCAUAAUUUGGAAACAGUUUAGGUGCAAUGUCGUUGUAGACGCGGUAACAGACAAAGGGAGGGAGAACAAGUCUUUUGUGUUUGGUUUUCAGUUUAAUUUUUGGUCAAACUAGAAUCUCUAAAUGACAAGGUCAAUCUAUUUACAUACUUAUUGCUCGAAAGUGAUUGGACUUGCAAGUCUUUAGAGAGUCUUCGAAAAUUCUUAUAUUUUCUCUGUUAAAAAUUAUUAUUCUUUUCUAAACUAGGUAUAGAGCUCUAGCUUUCAGUGACCAACAGUUAUCAUUAGAUUGUUUUUUUUUUCCGUCUGAAUUUUUGAUUUAUAAAACUGAGAAACAUACAAGGGUGGAAUCCAAACCGGCGGAAACACCUUAAAAUCCCCGGAAACUUCGCCCAUAAGAGGGAAUCUAGAACCCAAACACCGGGCAACACAUAACAACUACAAUGAUCACCGAAAAAACUGCACUCCUACAACAAAACCCAUAACCAAUCCUAGACAAGGAGAAAGAAGAGAGUCGUCUAAUCAUUGAAACAGCCGGAACUCUUGCCGAGACCACACAAGCACAAGAGAGAGUAAACGAUGCAGUGACCAAUACAGCGAAACCAAACUCAACAUACUUGAACCUCCAGUUCACAGUACCAAGCUAGAACCACAAAGCCUACCAAUUCGAAAGGAAACAGACACCUGAAAUUAAAAUCCCCUUCUCAACCAAACCUUCGUCAGCAGUCUUAAGACUGCAACCUCUCUGAAAUGCUUCAACUAACGAAGCCACCGAGGACCAGAGAAACAUAAGACCAUCCGGGAAACACACUUAUUAAAAGGCCGGGAGAAGGACUCCUUAACUGAUAUGGAGAGGUGACAUGAUAUCUGAACCUUCUGAAAGAUGUAGGCUUGUUCUGCUCACCACACAACACUACGCCACCGUUACACCACCGCUUACACCGUUACCGAAACAAGACCGAAGACAAACACUCUAAACCUCCUCGUUCCUCAGACGAGCAUGAAUCUGAUGGGGAAGAAAUGUCGCCGGAAAGCAAACCUUGAAAGGAGAUGCAAGAAAACGGACACAGAGCGACCGCAACUUAAUGAACCCAAAAGGAAACUCGAAGACCUGUCAAGCAUCAACGCUGCAACAUUACCAUAAGCAGAGAACUCCACCCAUGGCACUGGGAUAUGCUACAGCAACGGUUGUUCCACCGAGAUGUUUCAGACCCUUCUGACUACAAGGACCUUCUACAACCUCGCCAAACGCCCACUCCGAAAACCAGAGCAAGGUGAGCUUGAAUGUCAAGAUAAGAACCGGUGGAACGAUUCAAAUCGAAACCAACUAAACACCAUGAGUUAAACAACCAAGAGAACCACAUUGACAGUGUUCACCGGUUGACUGAGAUCAAGAAGCCGGGAAGAGACUUAUAGAUGAGAGGAAGGUCGCAACAUCACAACAGCUAUGCCAUAGACGACAUCUCUGAAACGUGCUGCUGCUACACUUCGCAUAUCAAACUCCAAGAUGAUUAGUUAAACGUGCUGCUGCUACACUUCGCAUAUCCGAAAGUAAUUUGGAAAUAUCAUUAGAUUGUUAUCUCAAUUACUUUCGGGAACGCGUAUAACGUUAAAGGUCAUACGCGGUUCAUGGAAUUAUAUAGUAAAUAAUAAAUACCAAUAUCUUACAUAGUCUUGCUAAUAUAUACACACGGUAAUAACCACAAUAUAUUUGCGAAAAAUAAACCAUAAGAUAUUAAAUAGUUGCAAAAGUACUCUAAUUCAAAAUAGCAUUAACCAGUCGCAGCAAUGUCAAUAUUUUGUGUGUACUGUGAUUGUUAUUUUCUUCAAGGCUAGCUACAAUCACGAGUGUUCAAUUCGAAUAAAUUAUAAUGGCCCCGACUGAAGCAAAAAGAAAAGAUGUUUUCGGUUAAAGUAAACUUUUUGUUUUUUCUUUAUUUGAGAGAAAAAUAAACUUUUUGUUUGUUAAAAACUUAGAAUGAUUUCUUUUAAAAUAAAAAGAAAGAGUUUUGUUUAUUUUUGAUAAAAAAAAAGAAAGAAAUAAUUUUAACCAAACCAAUAAUAUAAUAUGAAUCCAUACUUAAACCUUUUCAAAACCUAAAAAUAUAUUCGGUCAAGAUAUAUCAUAGUAUAUAAGAUUGAUUAAUAACAAACCCCGAAUAAAACCUGCAAUCGUAUAAACCUAUUAUUCACAAAAAUAUGGUUUUACUAUGGACCUUGGUUAAUAUAUAUUGUUUUACUAAACCGAGAAUUUCAGAAGUCUAACCUCGGAUCAUCCGAGUGUGGACACAAUUAGCUAAAUAUAAACUAUAUAUAAAGGACGUAAAUGACCAUAGACGGAUUUUAUUCUUUAUAGUUUAUAUUCUUUUUCUUUGCUUGAUCCAUCGCUAACAUACUAUUAAGGAAGUAAAUGACUAUAGACGGUUUUUUUGGUGAAAGUGGAUCACCGUUUAUAAGAAUUUAUCAGUAAUCUACAACCUCGUUAUGGGCAAGUAAAAAAGAAAAAAAUAAUAAUUAAAUAAUAACAAAAGGAAUUGCGGUAAAAUUCAUGGUAAAUUUAGGGGGGAAUUCAUCUUACAAUAGAGGAUAACAUCUUUAAUCUUCUCAUCCCUUUCUUCGUCUACCAUCGGACCACUAAGGAAAGCACUAGGAGGAGUUGAUUUUAUGGAAUGAACCAAGCUGCUCCUCCGUGAAAGUUUCUUAGAUCUUCCCCGUCUAUCGCCUUCAGCCGUCGCAUCGAAGCACAUAAUCAGUCGCAUAAACGACUUAAUGAAUCCAAAGCUUCUUCUACUUGUUUUGGCUUCUGACAUUGUUAAAAGAUUGGAACAGUAUCGAUCUUUGCACUCAAGAACACCAAUCUUACGAAGUACGCGUACAGGAAAAAGUGGUAGCUUUAGAGAUGUAAAAUAUAGAAGAUUUACGUUACUUUUUAUCUUGUUAGUUUCUUAUAUAUAUGUGAUAAUAAUGACUAUAUAUAAGCAUUAAUGGCUAAAUUACAAAUUGUAGUUUGAUUUUUUAUAAAUUAUAUUUCUAUCCUAAAAGAGCUAUGUGUAUGCUGUAAAAUCACAAAGUUUUGAUCUUUCUAGUGAUUUUUAGGACUACAGGGUCCGUUUAGUGAUAGUUAUAUCCUUAUUUGAAUUAUAGCUCAUUAAUGUUUUCUUCUAUUUUUGUUAAGUCUUUAAUUAACGUUAUGACUAAAUCUAAGUAUUCAAAUUUCAAAUAUUGUUAUCACCUUUUUAGGAAAUAUAAUCUUCGUUAAUAGCGUUUUGAAAUAAAAUAAAAGAAUGAGAAUUGAUUUUUCUGGCUAAAUCGAAGCUAGAUUUGAAUUUGAGUAAUCCUGUAGCUUUUGGUAAUGUUUUUUUUUCCAACUUAGCUUUCUGUUAAGAAUAAGAACUAUUGAUAUUUCCAUAUAUAUAUUUUUGAAAUAUAUGCAACAAAAAAAAAAUGGUCGCUGCGAGCGAAUAUGUCUCUCUCGAGAUGCUCUAGUCAAAAGAUUAGUCAGACGAUGAGAAAAAUAAGGUAGGGCCCAAAAAUAAUGGUGCAAAAGCCCAAACUGAAUCAGAUUUGUCGCAACUAUAUACCAUAUCUCUCGGUCAAAGCAGCAACAAGUCUCUCUACAGUAUUCUUUGACUCUAAACCCGGUCAGAUCUUGGUUCAACAAAUUUCUCAAUUAAUAGGUUUAAGCAAUGGUUAGGACCGUUUCCCAUGGUUUGUUUAUCAGCCUUUGGUCCUUAGAGCAUGAUUAAUAGAAAUUCUUAGGAUAUAUAGUUCUUAGGGGAAUAUAAGAAACCGUCUCUUAACUUUUAACUAAAAAAACUAAGAAUCAUAUCCUAAGAACCUCUCAUUAAUUAUGUUGUUAAGUAUUAACGUUAAUGGGGAUUCGUGUGGUAUUUGGUUCCCACCGUUCUAAUUCUACGUCUAAAGUCAUUCAAAAUUGAUGCUUCGAUCGUUUCUGUUUCUUAAUCAUUUCUUUGCUUUUGUAAUAUCUUGUUGAACAGUAUGAUUUCGAGAAAUCUGUUAAUAAGAAAUACUCAUCAUGCUAGACCUAAACCUUACAACCAACGUCUUUUUUUAAACGUAUUUUCUUCUUCUUAAAUCAUAAUACUAUGGUUUUGUGGCUUAUUCUGAUCGUUUGAAUCUUGAUGAUGAAAAGAAGAGCAACAUAUUCGUAAGUUUAUGGCUCUUUUGGAUUAACUGUUCCCAAAUUAUUGCAUAUGGAAGUAUCCUAGCUCGUCACAUCUCAAACGAAUCUAUGAUCAUUUGUCCUACGGAAUUUCAGUAUUUGGAUCAGUAGGCACUCCAUCGUCGCACUUGAGGGGAUGGACGUUCGAAUACCUGUUCAGGUUCGGAUCAAGUAUUUUAUUUUUUUGGAUAUUUCGAUAUAGAAAUAUAGAACUCGAUUGGAUAUUUUUAUAUUUGACCGAAUUCGGGUAUUUGUAAUUUAGGUUCGGGUAUUUUGGAUCGGAUUCUGUUAUUUAAAGUUACUUAAAAUUAAAAACGGGAUGAAUCUAAACAAAAAAUUAUAAAUCAAAUAGUACUGGGUACGCUGUAAGAUAUAAUAAUACAAUACUCCCUAUGUUUCAAAUUGAUACGUGUUUUAGUUUUUUCACACAGAUUAAUAAAACAUAAUAAAUUACAGUAUUAAAAAAAAAUUAUAUUGUGAACAUCCAUUUCUCACAGUUUUAAACCAAUAAAAAUACAGAAAAUGCAAUUAAUCUUAUUGAAGUUUACCAUUAACUAUUAUUAGUUGACAAAAAAAAGUGCAUUGACAAUUUUAAAAAUAUAUUCUUUUGAAACAAAUUUUUUUUCUAGAACAUGUAUUUUUUUUUUUGGAACGAAAGAAGUAUUAAGUGAACAACAACAAAAUAGGUUGUUAACCAAAAAGUGGGGCAUCAAGUACACAAAGAUGAAAAUCAAUAUUUCACCAAAGAAACCUUAGAAAAAGAGAGUAUCCUCUAAUAAAAUCAAAAGGUGUGGAGAAAUUAAAGACAUAACCAUUAAAUCCACGGCAAAGACAUGGUUAGGUGUAGCAUGAACUAUGAAAAAAAAUGAAUGAGUCUAAGCUACUAAAGAUUUAGGGUUACUAUAUAUAUUUUCAGAGAUUUAAUCGAGGAACCCAUCCGGGUAUCUAAUAUUAUCCGAUCAGAUUUAGAUAUCCAAUCUGUUCUGAUUUAAUAAUCGUUCAGAUAUUUUAUAGAUAGGAUGGGGUUUGAGUUCGAAUUUUUCGGUUCGGAUUUGGGCAUGAGAUAAAAUGCGCAUGCCUAGUCGCACUUCAUUUAAAUAUCAAGUUGUAAACUUGUAAAUAAUACUGGUAAUUUCAAUACUGGUACUCUAAAUGAAAUAAAACUUGUAGGUUUCAUCGAAUCCGAAGUUUUUAUUUCAAAUAAAUACAAAUAAGCAAAUAUAAAUUGAAGUCAAAAUAAAAUUCGAGUCAAACUUUGAUAUAGUAAUACAGCUGGAAUGAAUAAAUGCCAUCCCGGAAAGAAUUAAGGGUUGACUUCAUAAUUUAGAUUAUUUUUCAAAAUCAUUACAUAUCGUAUCGUAAAGCUAAAUUAAUAUUGGGAUCGGAGCUUAACAUAGAUCUAGUUUUAAGGCUGCCCAAUCAAACUUAUAUCCUCACAAUUUGCUGAUCGAUCGACGAUAAUAAAAUAAUUGAAGAGAAUUCAACUUCGUAGAUGUGAAGGAAUUGAGAGAAAUAAGAAGAGCAUAGCUUGACACGCAGGUGAAAGCACGUGUUCUCCCGUGCGUGCGGCCCUUAACCUUCCCGUUAAUCUAUCUUACUAUCUCUAAUGGUUGAUAUAAUCGAUGCUCUUAACGGUCAUUAAUUUAACAGAAAACUUUUUAAUCAGCCAUGAAAAAUGAUCAUACGCAAUACAUCUCAACAGGAAAACAAAAUUUACCAAACAAGAUGCUAGAUAAGUAGAUUUUAUAUGUUAACAAAUGUAAACUGUAAGAAUAGUUAUAUGUUAACAAAAUAUAUUUCCAUGUAAACUACUGUAAAAUAAUUAUAUGUUUGAGCUAUCAAAGUUGUAUAUUUGCAGAAUAACUAGUUUGAUUUGUCGCGCAUAUUCUUGGCAAAUGGAUAAACAAAUGACAGUAAUAUAAAUUCUUUACCGCUAAAAAUGAUAAUAAUAAAUAAUGCAUGUACCGACGGUUUGAAGUGUUGAAAUGAUAGGGUGUAGAAGAGUGCAAGUGGUCAAAUGUUACGAUGCUUUGUUUAAUGCGAAUUGUAUUGUUGUCUUGCGUUUCACGAUGACAAGAUGCAGAUGCGGAGAAUGUAAGUGACUCCCAUGAUAUCACCUACGUACAGACGUAUAUAAUAUGAUUGCCCUACGUUAAUAUUUUUAUAAGAGAGUGAUUCGUAGGAUAUAUUAGUUACUACAGUUUUACAAUAUUUAGUAGGGUUUUAAUAAGUUUUAAAUAAAAACCAAAAUCGUGGGUAACUUGCCGGGAAAGAAAACGGAAAAGGAGACGCACGGCUCGGCAACCGCCCACGUUAACUUCCAAACCCUACACUCAUUUAUCGAUGCACCUCUAUCUCCACACACACAUGCUCUUCUUCACCUUUACAUUCACAUACAUGCACAUGCCUAUACAUACUAUAUAUAUGUAGUCACAUGUAUCCGAAUACACACCAACUGCCAACUUAUUAGAUUUCUCCAAUCUUCUAUCACAAAAACAAUUCUUAAUACAGUACAGAAUGAUGUUCCCGUACACCGCACACAACGUCUGCCAGCGUCAGUUUCCCUCGCCGGAGAUUGAAAUUCCAGCGAAAUGGAAGAUUUCAUACGGACACGAGGAGACUGCUCCUCCUUGUCCUCGUUGUGCAUCUUCCAACACCAAGUUUUGUUAUUACAACAACUACAGCUUGUCUCAGCCUAGAUACUUCUGCAAAGGCUGCCGUCGUUACUGGACCAAAGGCGGCUCUCUCCGCAACAUUCCCGUCGGUGGAGGCUGUCGGAAGAGGAGCCGGAGCAGACGACAGAGCAUUCACAAAAGGUUUGGUCCGAACGAAAAUCUGCCAGAUGGUCUUAUCAGUGGGUCCCAGUCAAGCCCUGCUGGUUCUGAUAUUGAUUUGGCUGCGGUUUUCGCGCAGUACGUGAAUGCUCCGAGCCCUUCAAGUACUGAUAAUACCACCGGAUCUGAUCAAGAUUCGCCAGUAACAACAACAACAACAACUACAAACACGCAUGCUUUAAAUUCAUUGAGCUGGGAUAUAUGCCAAGAAACUGAUGUGAAUCUUGGAUUCUACGGGGAAUUCAACGAUCUGACCAACAAGAUACAAGAAGAUGAACGAGGUGUUGGUCACUUUCUCCAAGAAGAUCAAGAGGAGAUCUUUGAGUUCCAAGGUUUACUCGAUGACAAAGAUAUUCAAGAGAUUCUGGAAUGCUCAUUCUCUGAGGAGCCAGAUCAGUUAAUUUCUCAGGGGAGCUUCAUGAUCAAUGGUGGUCACUGGAGUUCAACAGAUCUUACAACGUUCGGGGUUUGACGGCCAGGACGAUCGUUUCUUUCUUUUUAAUCACAUAUACUUAAUUUAUUAAAUACUUAUAACGUACAAUUUACACUAAGACUCAUUCAUAUACUGUUCAUGAAUUUAUUAUAUCAUACGUGAACGAUCCCACGAUAGGAUACUGUAUAUUUCGCUUGAAUAAUGGAUACAACUUACACUUUCUAUGUUAUUUUGGCGGCCAUGCUUUUAAAGUUCUUCUGCUCUAUUCUUUGUAGUUGUAAGUGUCACAAAUUUCCCACUUGGUGUGAACUAUAAAUUUCUACACUAAUAUAAUAUAUGAGAAAGAGUGUUGUGAAACGCUGGAAUGGCAAUGUUCAUUGGUUUUGUGCUUUAAAGAGGCACAUUUCUAGAUCUCCAAAAGACACAGAGAGAGAACCAAAGAUGUUUCAAAUCUCUCUUUU